AUGCCCGAUAACGUGGUGAGUCGGUUUGUUAUACUUGGUAGGAGAUUAUUACACGUGGUACACAGCAUUGAGCCGCUUCGAAUGGCAUUGACGAAGACUAUGGAAGUCAAUGAUGUUGAAGACAGAGGUCGUCUUCUGCAGCAUUUCUGCACCUGGUAA
Molecule: messenger RNA, 159 nt
Organism: Glarea lozoyensis ATCC 20868
Lineage: Eukaryota; Fungi; Ascomycota; Leotiomycetes; Helotiales; Helotiaceae
Exons: 1
Coding region: 1-159 (52 amino acids)
Source: RefSeq, a predicted model, not a curated record